UCCGGUGCCGUUCCCGGUCCCGGUGCCGGUCCCGGUGCCGGUGCAGUCCCGCAGUGCAGCGCUCCGGGAUGGCGGCACCGGGCGGGCAGCGGCGGAUCAUGUGCGUGGGGCUGGUGUGCCUGGACAUCAUCAGCGUGGUGGAGGCUUUCCCCGCCGAGGACUCGGACACCAGGUGCGUGUCACAGCGGUGGCAGCGCGGCGGCAACGCCUCCAACUCGUGCACGGUGCUGUCGCUGCUCGGAGCCCCCUGCGCCUUCAUGGGCUCGCUGGCCCCCGGUCCCGCCGCUGACUUCAUCGCCGCGGAUUUCCAGCGCCGGGGAGUGGACACGGCACAUGUGGCCUGGCAGAGCGGCGGGGACGUGCCCUGCGCCUGCUGCCUCGUCAACGCCACCAGCGGCUCCCGCACCAUCGUCCUGCACGACACGAACCUGCCUGACGUGACCGCCCGAGACUUCGAGCGGGUCGAUCUUUCUCAGUACAAGUGGAUCCACUUCGAGGUGAGCCCGAUUGUCGGGCUGGGGAGAAUCNGCAGGUCUAACCCCGCCUGGCUGGGGGUGCCGGGGACACCCCCCACCCCAGCCCCUCUCCCGCAGGUUUUCAUCAGCAAGGACCUGGCCMGGCAUUUCGGGUACCAAUCGGCCCCUGAGGCGCUGCGGGGGCUGCGGGAGCGCGUCCAGCCGGGGGCCACKCUGAUCUGUGCCUGGGCUGAGGAGGGGGCUGAUGCCCUGGGMCCCGACGGGAAGCUGGUGCACUCGGACGCCUUCCCCCCAGAGACCCUCGUGGACACGCUCGGGGCUGGGGACACCUUCAACGCCGCCGUUAUCUUUGCGCUCGCAGAAGGCAGGACCCUGCAGGACGCCCUCACCUUCGGCUGCCGGAUCGCGGGCAGGAAAUGUGGGAUCCAGGGCUUCGAUGGCAUUGUCUGAGAUUGCGCCUGGAGACCUCCACAACCCCCCCAGACACAGCACAUCCCCACUGCAACCCCCCAGUAAAACCCCACAUGCACCACUCUGCCUCCCGUGUGCCCCGGCUGUGCCCCCCUUGCCCUGGCUGGGGUCCCACUGCCCCUGGGAUGCACUGACCACGGCCAAGGCCACUCACAGUGCCUCUAUUUCUCCAUUCAAUGCAUUACCACAUGAGCCC
Molecule: messenger RNA, 1143 nt
Organism: Malurus melanocephalus (red-backed fairy wren)
Lineage: Eukaryota; Metazoa; Chordata; Aves; Passeriformes; Maluridae
Gene: KHK
Product: ketohexokinase
Exons: 7
Coding region: 69-926 (285 amino acids)
Biological process (GO): fructose metabolic process
Molecular function (GO): ketohexokinase activity
Source: RefSeq, a predicted model, not a curated record